AUGUCAGAGAUACACAGCGAGACGCAGCCACCGUUGGCACAGGCGACCGGAUCAAAAUCCAAGAAAUUCUUCGUCUUCACAGUAUGCGCGGUGUUCCUAUUAUGCGCCGACUUUGGAUUCUUCAUGUCCUCUGCACCGCAGCUGGCGGUCUUUGAGGACAUCAUCUGCCGGGAUUACAAAGCCACUCUUCAUCGCGCUGGCAAUUUAUUAGACUCGAGCUUGUCAGUCUCAAAUCCCUGCAAAUCAGAGGCGGUACAGAGUGAAUUGGCUCUCGUCAUUGGAUACAAAGAUACUCUGGAGGUGCUGCCGGGUCUACUGCUGUCGCUCCCAUAUGGUGUGCUCUCGGAUCGCUAUGGAAGAAAGCCCCUCUUGUACCUCGCCCUGUUGGGCAUCCUCCUUGGUGAGGUCUGGAUUAGAAUCGUUUGUUUCUGGUCAACUGUCAUUCCUCUCCGAAUGGUCUGGCUAUCAGCACUCUUUCGAAUCAUCGGCGGCGGCGACCAAGUCCUCACUGCCAUUGCAUUGGUAAUAGUCGCCGAUGUAUUUUCUGAGGAUGAAAGAUCAACCGCGCUGUUCCGACUUCAAUCGUGUAUCUUUGUAGCAGAGAUCCUGGCGACUCCUCUCAGCGCGUACAUGAUGACCUUUGGCCCCAUGGUCCCUUUCACGCUAUCACUCGGCCUCAUCAUGAUGGGAUCCCUGCCCUCACUUCUUCUGCCCGAGACUCUCGAGGAUGCCAUAGCGAAACGGACCAAGCGACCAGAGUCUGCCCACCACGCAGGCGAGCACUUGCAACCCCAGAAGAUUACAGUCUUCCGUGAGCUGACCCGACAAGCUCGCGAGUUUGCGGAAUCCACCCGGUUCAUCUGGUCUGAUUUCAACGUCUGCUUGAUGGUCGCAGUCCUUUUUGUGACUGUCAUGGGUCGACAAUGCACCAACCUCCUCAUGCAAUACGUUUCCGCCAAGUUCGACUGGAGCAUCGGUCGCUCCAGUCUCCUCAUAUCCCUGCGUGGGAUUUUCGGACUGGCAACUUAUUUGCUCCUCAUGCCAUUGCUAUCUUUCCUGGCAGCCAAAUACUUCGACUUGCACGGCAAGCAAAGCGACCAUGUCAUGAGCAAAGGCAGCGGCAUACUGUCGGUGAUUGGCUUUGCUGCCAUCUUCAUCGGUCCUGCGCCCGCCUUUUUAAUCAGCGGCCUGGUCGUUCUGUCCAUCGGCUCGGCAUUCUUUGUGACAACGCGCAGUCUGGCAACUUCGCUCGUACUCCCCGAUCACGUCGGCACGCUGUAUUCGGCUAUUGCAAUUGCACAGGGACUCGGACUCCUCGUUUCAGGUCCUUUGUUCGCCAACCUCUUUCGACUAGGUCUGCAUCUUGGCAAGGCGUGGCUGGGGCUUCCAUUCUUGGUGGCUUCGGUGUUCUUCUCCUUUGCUGUGGUGGCUGUCUGGAACGUGAAGCUCGAGCCUUCACGGGGAAGCGACGAGGAGGAACCCUUGUUAUCCUAG
This is a messenger RNA of Penicillium salamii, 1494 nucleotides long. The record is from the annotation of a GenBank genome assembly. NCBI's taxonomy places the organism in Eukaryota, Fungi, Ascomycota, Eurotiomycetes, Eurotiales, Aspergillaceae.